This is a messenger RNA of Dicrocoelium dendriticum, 1062 nucleotides long. NCBI's taxonomy places the organism in Eukaryota, Metazoa, Platyhelminthes, Trematoda, Plagiorchiida, Dicrocoeliidae. The record is from the annotation of a GenBank genome assembly.
AUGGUGUCCAAGUGUCUGGAUUGUGGUAAAGGUGUCACUACCCGCUCAAAGGCCGUUCAAUGUUCUUUCUGCGACGGCUGGUUGCAUAUCACUUGUUGUGGUAUCUCACCAAAUUUUUAUGAGUGUCUUCUGAUGUAUACAGCAUCCUCUGUUGGCAUCUUUUGUGACUCUUGUCUUACAUUAGUCAACACCCAGCGGGCUCAUUCUGGUUUACCUGCUUUUACUCCCCGCUCUGCUAGUGCUCACUCCGAUCCCCAACCGACUGUUUCCCAAAAUUCGCCUUCUUCUUUCCCUUCUUUGUGUCCUGAUUUUGUCACGCCAGUUCUUAAACAAAUUUCUGCCCCGCCCUCAGAGCCACACAUUUCUAGUGACCAGCCUAGUAAGCCCCUGCCCAAGACGUUUGCGACCGUCGUCAAGGAGAACACGGUGGCUGCUCCCGCAAGUCGGAUUCCCGUGGUGCAUAAAUGUAAGCCUAUAGCCAAGGCUGUGGAAGACAAAGCGUCACCUCCAAAGCGUGGGCUAAAAUCGGUUCUUCAUAGGAUCGACCAUUUGGAGAAACUGCUCCAGGACAAGCCGCCUUCCAAGCCACGGAUCCCCGAGAUCGCCAAAGUCCCUAACCGGGAACGUUGUCUCAUCAUAAUGAACUCCCCGGAGUCGGAUAAGACAACAGCAGCAGAGAGAAUUUUGGAUGACCAAUUGUUUCUAAAACGUAUGAUCUCCCUACUGUUCGAUGAGGGGGAACCGGGGAUUAAUAUCGUCUCUGCUUUUCGACUUGGCAGAAAACACGAAGAUUCUUCCAAGGUGCGUCCCCUUAAGGUUGUAUGCCAAACUGAAGAUGAAUGCCGUCGGAUCCUUCGACGAACUUCGCGCCUCAAAGGGGAGCCCUUUCACGUGUUACGGGAUCUAUCCCCGGAAGACCGCGUUAAAAUGAAGAUCGCAGUCGAUGAAUUGAGAACUCGCCGUGCGAACGGUGAAACCGAUUUGCGUAUUGAGGAUUUUCGCGUGGUUCGGAAAGUGCAGAGAACGCGCUGGAAGCCAGUUCUUGUCCUUCCCGGACAUUAA